AUGGAGGAACAACAAAAUGGGGUUGACUCUCCGGCCACAACGUUCAGCAAUGUAAGUUCAUAUUUUUAUCUGUAAUAUUGGUCUUUAGGUAUCAUAUUUGGGCUCAUCCACAGUGGCUGAUCCAACUAACGAAGCAGAAGUAUCUCAGAUUAUAUCUCAGCUGAAUGAAGGCAUGAAAAGUGGUGCAAUGAAUGUUAAAGUAGCUGUACCUACACAUUUUAGUGGGCAGAUAGGGUAGGCUUUGACAAAUCGGCUCUUUAGUUAUGAAAAUUUAAAAUUUAGACUCUUUUGAAGAUUUUAGAUAACAACAUGUUUUAAUAGAUUCUUGAAGAAAGCAUUAAACAAGAUAUAGAUAAUUUAAGACGGAUCAUUGCAGUUAGUCAAGAGUUUAGGUAACAAGCACUCAAAAAAUAAAGGUUUUAGGUAGUAAUUGGUCUUGUUAAAGAUUUUAGGUACCACAAUUAUUUUAUAAAACUAAUAAUACAAUAUUUUUAGGCUGAUAGACGGAGAGACAGAACAGCUCAUUCGGGAGUUCAAUAUUGCUCAGAUCAGAUGUUGUACUUGUGGAUUGAGAGGGACGAAACAGCAAGAAUGUAUUGCAUUCUCUUUUACUCAAAACUUUGGAAAGAAAGAUGCUUCACAUCAAUGUCACGUGUUCCGAUGCCAAUCUGCUCAGGCUGUAUGUUAUAUAGCGUUCUUACAUUGUUUAGUUUUGUCAAUGAGUUGAAAGUUGUAAUUGAUCGAAACGUUAAUUUAUGCUGUUAUAGGUUGGCCACAUGCUUCAAUGUUUUCAAAAAGUAUUCGAAAGUAAAAACCCAUCAGCCCCAGGGGUUAGUUAUGAAGAAGAACACGAGUUUUCUAUGUACCUAGAGGUCAAGGUAAGUCAAUCUUACUUUAUAUUGUUUUAACUUUAGGUAUUGUUUUUGGAUUUGUUAAGAAACUGCGCUGUGUCAUAAAGAGUUGAAAUGGUUGAAGACUGACUUUAAAUUAACAUAAUUUCAGGAAGACGAUGACAACGAAGCUGGCUUUAUCUUUUCUCCAGUCGAAACGAACUGUUUCAAGUUUCGAAAAGACAGAAAACGCAAGUUUGUGGCAGUAAUCAAGCAGACCAAAGGGCCCAGAGAUCUGUGUAUCAGAAAAUGUUUUGGGUUUCUAUUGGCAGCUGGAAGGUAUCUGAGAGAAAGUGACAUGCAGCUACUUGAUUCGCAGGAGUCUCAGCAACUAGACAACAACACCGUCUAUCAAGUAGAAGCACCUUGGAAUCCAAGAGCACGCAAUUUUGAGGUUUUGAAUAUCGAAACGCCUAAGGGUAGGUUCUGGAGAAAAUGAAAUAGUUACUUAAUACGUUAUAAAGUUGUUAAUUUUAAAUCCGAUGGAUCUUCUUAUGAAUUUCUUCACAUCACAAGGCAAUCAAAAAUUAAAAAUGAUAUACUUACUCCUUCAGAAACCCGUGCCUUCAUGACAGUAGCAGUAGAUGUCAUCUUUGAUGGUGUGGACGAAUCUGUGAGGUUCAGUAUGGAGUGUCGGGCUCGCGUUGUUCAUCAGAUGGAGAGUUUCCCCUUCUCGCCUCGUGUUCCGGUCGUCGAGAGUUUCUUCAUGAAGUUGAUGGUAGGCGUUAAUCUGUUUCUUUUUCUGUUUGUUUAUCAAAAACAACGUUUGUUUCUGAUUUAUUGCUCUUUCGGAGCGUUAAGGGCUUUAUUGUUAUACAAAAUUUAAUUUAAAACAUAAUUUAACGAUUUAAAAUGUUUUUAUAUUGAAUUUACUGACUUUUAAGGGUUUUGUUGUUGUUAUUGUGAAGUUCGAUUUUUAGAAAUUUUUGAUAAAAGUUUUAAAAACAAACGCAAAAGAAGAUUUUUUGUUAAAAACUAAUGUCUUUUUUAACAAAAAUAAGAUAAGUAAGGGAUGGUAUGGUGAUUCGAAACUCUGAAAGAUAAAAGAUUUUUGAUAUGAUCAGUUGAUUAUAUUGAGUUUCAGGUGGUUGACGGAAAGUCGAAAAUCACAAGUUUCGAGUCGGCGGCGCAAAGAGACCGCUCCCAAGGGAUGGCUAAUGGAAAAUCAUUAGAGAAGAUGCCCAUCCAACUUAUUCAUCCUACUAAUGAUGACGAGUCCGGUAAGGCUUGAAUAUUAAAUAUAAAAAGGAUGAUAAUGGUCUUUAAGUUGCUUUAUUUGUUUUACAAUUUUAAUUUUUAGAUCUAAGGUAAUCAAAUUGUACUAAAGGCCGGUGAAGGCUAUAUUGCUUUUAAGGUUGGAAAAACAUUAUUAUUUUAUUAAUAUAUAGUUACUGUAUUACAGACAGCGACGAACCUCUACUCUCCGGAUCUGGUGCCGUAAAUCGAGAAAUCAGCGAAGAAGUCCUCAAAGAAUGGAACGAAAUGAUUGUAGUCUGGUCCUCGAACCCAGAAGAGUAAGUGCCAACCCUUAUUAUGCCAUUUCCAGACGCCCACAAGUCCUGUCAGAACUGAUGUUAUCCAAUGGAGGUAUCCCUGACGUCUUACGAGAGAAAGUGUGGCCAUUAUUAUCCAAAGCCGUGAUCGAUAUUGAACUAGAACAAACGUAUCACUUGUUGUUGGAGAAGGACGCUGUAGCCGAGCAGGUUAUUUUGAGAGAUAUUCACAGAACAUUUCCUGCACAUGAUUACUUUAAGAAGGCCAACGGAGAGGGGCAGUCGAGGUUGUACAAGAUAUCCAAAGCCUACUCUUUGUACGAUGAAGAAGUCGGCUAUUGCCAGGGACUAUCGUUCUUGGCUGCUGCUUUGUUGUUACAUGUAAGUCAUUAAUAGUUCUGUCUUUGAUGAAUUUUGAUUUAUCUUUGAUUUAGUAAGGAGCAUUACUUCAAUAUGGUUAUUUCUCUUUAUACUAUCUAUAUCUGAUUUUGUAGAUGAGCGAAGAGAAGUCCUUCUGUGUGUUGGUCAGAAUCAUGUACAACUACGAGUUGAGAGACCUGUUCAAGUUAGGCUUCGACGCUCUUCACUUGAGGUUCUACCAGUUGCAGAAGUUGAUCGAGUACUAUGUUCCUGACCUUUACCGCCACUUCUCUGACAAUAACGUGGAGACCCACAUGUAUGCGUCACAAUGGUUUCUGACGUUAUUCACGGCCAAAUUCCCUCUUCAGAUGGUCUUCUACAUCAUUGAUUUGUUUCUGGCGGAGGUAAGGGCGUUUUUAAUUCUGGUAAUUAAACUGAUGGUAUCUUAUUGAUUUAUGCAUUCUUUUUGUGCUCGAAGGUAAUCGUUUAUAGUAUUAAUUAAAUUUUUAAAAUAUAAGCUUUCAUUUCAGGGUAUCAACACUAUUUUCCAUGUUGCAGUGGCUUUGCUACAAGAUACGAAGUCAGACUUGCUGAGGCUUGACUUUGAAGGGAUUCUGAAGUAUUUCAGAGUAACGUUGCCAAGAAGGUAUCGUUCCGAAGCCGUGGCCAAGGAAUUGAUUGUGAAAGCUGUCAAUCUCAAGGUAAUCAUUUCUUUUAAACAUUUGCAAUGUUCUUUACAAUGUGAUUUCAAUUAAAUUUGGAAAUAAGUUUGGUUUUAUAUUGUUAUUCUUCAGAUUUCGCACAAGAAGUUGACAAAGUACGAGAAGAUGUUCAGAGAAGCAAAACAGAACGAACUCGAGACUCUCGACCCCAAGGACAGACUGGAAAGAGAAGUUACAACCCUCAAGAAUACAGUAAUGAGGUUGGAAAGAGAGAACGAUGACUUGGCCAGAGAAUUGGUGACCAGUAAGAUCGACCUCAGAAAUAGAUUGGACUUGGUGAGUUUGGAUUCAAGCUUAUAAACUGUUUGAUUACAACUCACUGUUAGCAGUAAAAUAAUAUCGUAAAGGUUGUAAUAUCGUAAAGGUACCAAUUGUUGUGUUUAUAGACCGAGGACAAGCUGGAACAAUGUGUUAUGGCCAAUCAGCGCAAAGCCAACGAAUGCAAAGACCUUCAGGAUGAGAUUUCCGUUCUAAGGGAGCAAUCUGUAUUGGUAAUUUAUCUUAACAUAAAGCACAUUUCUAUUAGCUUAUAGGUAAUCAUGUUACCGAGGUUCUUAAAAUUUGUAAAACUUUAUAGUAUUAUAUAUAUUUCUCUAAUUAUUUUUUGGUUUUAGCUGAAAGAGACAUGCACAAAUGAGAUGGACCGUCUACAAGGAAUGCUCGGCCGAUAUGAUACAGUAUGCGGACUAUUUGAAGCUGACAGAAGUGAAUGUCGGAACAAGAUCAAAGGCCUCGAGAAGUGUGUAGCCGGCUGUCCGAAGUGUAAGAAAGAGCUGGGCAAGGUAGAGGAACUCUUCAAAGUGGUAUCACUGGAGAGAGACAUUCCAGUACUAGACAACUCUGUUCAUGGUGACAAGGUCAAUGGCAAGAGGACCGAACAUGGCAAAGGUGUCUAUGGGGAACAGGUAAGCAAUAUCAACAUAAAUCUAAAUGGUUUUAAUUACUGGCGUGUAGAUUUUUUCUUUUAUAAAGUUGAGUGUACCUGUAGUUUAAAAUAAUUGCUACCAUAUUAACAAUACUGUUCCAGAGCACCAAGUACCUUAUGGAUCUAGUAGCUGAAUACGAAAAGAGCUUGAAGCACGUGGAAUCUGAAUUAGUGGAAACAAAAUUAGCAUUGGUCGAGGCACAGUGCCAGAAUCAAGGACUAGUACACCAAGUAGGUUUUUGUAAAAUUAUGAGAUAGUGGACUUUUCAACAUGGAUAACAUGUCUGUUUUAUAUUAAUGUAAAGGAUGAAAAGAGAAAUUUUUACAUAAAUCAAUCUUCAGAUGUCAGCCCGAAGCCAGAACUCUUCAGAUUCAGCCUGGCUGAAGAAGACACUUUCCUCCAUCAAAGAAGUCGGCAUGUCCAUCAAGAACAACGGAGCACAUGCAGAGUAA
Bursaphelenchus okinawaensis is the source of this 4843-nucleotide messenger RNA. The record is from the annotation of a GenBank genome assembly. NCBI's taxonomy places the organism in Eukaryota, Metazoa, Nematoda, Chromadorea, Rhabditida, Aphelenchoididae.